Messenger RNA from Gamsiella multidivaricata, 1694 nucleotides. Its product is annotated as Met-10+ like-protein-domain-containing protein. The record is from RefSeq and is a predicted model, not a curated record. Lineage: Eukaryota; Fungi; Mortierellomycota; Mortierellomycetes; Mortierellales; Mortierellaceae. The transcript is spliced from 7 exons. Gene Ontology annotation, biological process: tRNA N1-guanine methylation; mitochondrial tRNA methylation. Gene Ontology annotation, cellular component: cytoplasm; mitochondrial matrix. Bases 131 to 1603 code for a protein of 490 amino acids.
AAAAAAUCGACCUGAAUGUUUGACAACAGCCUCUCUAAAUGACCGUCCCAUUUAACUGCAAUGAAAAACGUUUUUUUUGAUCGAGUCCACCCUGUCCCCCAUUCGUUGAUCAUCCCUCACGACCAUCAGCAUGAUCCCGCCACCAGUCGUCCAGCGAGGGUUAUUGGCUCUGGACAAGUCUCUGUUUACCAGGACCGUCAGUGUGAUGGCUCUAAGGAUUCCAGCCAGCUUGACCAUGGAAUGCAAAAAGGUCAUUGGGACUGACAUGUUACUGGAACCCAAGAUCAGGAACGUCGUGGACAGCGACGACGGAGAAAAGUCUAAGCGACUAGUUCUCUUGAACCUGGAUAUUAAGAAUGAAGAUCUCGAAGGCGCAUCCGAAAUGACCAAAAGUUUCGUCAAAAAGAAGGACAUCGCGCUCACGAAAACAGAGCUAACAGUUGGAUACGAUCAUUGGACGGCAGACGAGGUUCUGCGCGCGAUUCUUCCAGAGGAUAUCAUUGACGAGGCACCCUCGUCGUUCACGACCGUUGGACAUAUCGCACACAUGAAUCUCAAAGACGAAUAUCUCCCCUACAAGCAUUUAAUCGGCCAAGUGAUCAUGGAUAAGAACCCGAACCUUAGGACUAUCGUCAACAAGACAGAUACCAUCGAUACCACCUUCAGGUUUUUCAAGAUGGAGCUUCUUGCUGGAGAGGAUGAUAUGAUUGCAGAAGUUAGAGAGAGCGGAUGCAAGUUCAAACUGGAUUUCUCGCAAGUGUACUGGAACUCUCGUCUGCAUACAGAGCAUGAGCGCCUUGUCAGAAUGUUCAGUGCAAACGACGCGGUUUGCGAUGUCAUGGCAGGCAUAGGGCCAUUCGCCAUGCCCGCUGCAAAGAAAGGCUGCACCGUCUACGCAAACGAUCUCAACCCGACUUCGUAUCAGUACAUGCUCGAGAACAAGGCCUUAAACAAGCUCAAAGACAACUUGAGGAUUUAUAAUUUAGAUGGUCGGGAUUUUAUUCGCAAGGCUGUCGAGGAUCUGGAGAAGUCUGGGUAUAAACGUCCACCACUGCCACCUGUGGUCACUAAAGGAAAGAAAGGCGCUGCGAAGGACUCAACAGUCGCUGUCACCGAACCAACACCUACUCCAGUACCAGCACAAGCUCAGGAUAUAUCACCGACAUCCCAUUCGUUCCAAACAUUUGAUCACUUUGUGAUGAACCUGCCAGCAACAGCGAUUGAGUUCCUUGACGCCUUCUGCGGUCUGUUCAAGGGUCGCGAGGCAGAUAUAUCUGAGCCCAAGAAGCAGCUUCCCAUGAUUCAUUGCCAUUGUUUCUCCAAGAGUGAUACACCUGAGGAGGACGUGAGGGAACGCGUCGAGGCUGUGAUGGGCGGCUCUCUUGAAAUGGACUCUGUCAAGUUGCACUGGGUCCGUAAGGUUGCACCGAACAAGGAUAUGUAUUGUAUCUCUUUCCGUCUGCCCGCUGAAAUUGCAUUUGCAAGUGACGGGAAGCGAAAGCCCGAGCCAGAACUUGAAGCCAGCAUUACCAGCAGUGUCACAGACCCUGCUACUACUGGCACUACGGAAGAAUCAACGGCCAAGCGUCCCAAGACUGAAUAAGCAGGAGCGCCAAUAUCUACGUUGUUUAAUUGGCAUUCCCAUGCAUCGAGUCAUCUACCGCAAUAAUAAAAUCGUCGUCUGAUAUCCAUCC